Messenger RNA from Penicillium canariense, 5070 nucleotides. It is a transcript of the gene ino80, whose product is annotated as chromatin-remodeling ATPase INO80. Gene Ontology annotation, cellular component: Ino80 complex; nucleus. The record is from RefSeq and is a predicted model, not a curated record. Gene Ontology annotation, biological process: chromatin remodeling; DNA-templated transcription; DNA repair. Gene Ontology annotation, molecular function: ATP-dependent chromatin remodeler activity; histone binding; ATP hydrolysis activity. Lineage: Eukaryota; Fungi; Ascomycota; Eurotiomycetes; Eurotiales; Aspergillaceae. The transcript has 3 exons. The coding region runs from base 1 to 5070 and encodes 1689 amino acids.
AUGACAGGCGCUCCGCCAUACAAAGCCCAGUCCCCGACUCCGCAGCAUCGGCUCGCUGUCUACGACUCCCCGACCAAGAACCGCCCAUUCUAUCCCAGUAAUGAGCAGCCACAGGGACAGCAGCAGCAACAGUACUCCCAGCAUCCGCCCCAGACACCCCCGGCCUUCGGUCCACCCUCCGUCCCACGAAGCCCGCGCUUUUCGCACGCGUCUUCGCCGCUGCCCUCCUCCCUGCCACCACCCUUGAACGGUGCCGCACCGCCUCCCCACCCAUCCCAUCCGGAGUCUUCCUCGCAAUACCCGGGGUCUUCGACCAGUGCGACUCCCGGGCUGCCACUGCCACGUCCAUUCGCAAGCUCCGUGAUGCCUGGCAACGGGACUUCGCCUUACGGCCCCUCGACACCGCAUGGGCAUCAUUCGGGCCGACCGGAUGCCGGCUCGCAGUCCCCUACUCGCGAAUCCGAAUCGCCGUAUCGGAUGAGAGGCAAUGGGGCAGGAUAUGGACAGUCUGCGCCCAGGCCAGCAUCCCCUCCCCGGGAAUCGCAUCCUGUCCGGGCCGACAGAGGAAGAGCCGGCAAGGAAAUCAACCCCCCGCCCUCAGCUGCCACAUCCACACCCCAGGGGCAUUCGCAAUCUGACAAUCGCCAUUCUGAGUCUGGCCCGGCCCCCGGCACCUUCUAUCAUAGGUCGGACAAAGGACCGGCAAUGGAAAGACAACAUGCCGAGCCUCCAAAGGGCAUAUUCAGCCCCAACGGGCUGUCCAAGGCAGGAUCGGAGCUGUCAAGCCUUGCGCCACGCGCACCACAAAGGAAACCCUUCCCGCCAGGUGUUGAUGCGGAGCAAGUGAACUGCGCCAUGAAGGACAUCGACAAUGGCGAGAAGAGUGACGUCGAAGGUCCUGGCUUCGAAGAGGAGCUGGAAAUCUAUCGCGAGAAAGGCCAGAAGCGAUUGAUUGAGAGCAGCCGCGCAGAGCAAAUCCGUCGCAAGCGCCGUCGCAACCACAUCUUAGUCGAGCUCGGUCGGUCCUUUGAGAAGCAGGCUAUUUUGGGCACAGAACGGUUCCGUAUCGAUAACGAAGGCUCCGUCAUUGCCGAAGUCCAGCAAAAAGAGAUCCAGGACGAGAAGGAGCGAAAGAAGGACAUGCAACGAAAGCGUCGCCGGGAGAAUACGGUGCGUGUGGAGAUGCAGAAGAAGCUGGAGGCCGAACGAAAGGCGGAUAAGGCCCAGGACUCAGCAGAGAAGGCCAAGUUUCUGCGCGAGGCGGAACGGGCUCAGAAGAAAAUUCGAUCCACCAAGCGUGCCCUGGAGGGUGGAAGUGCCCAGGACGAGCUCGGCGAGGUCACUCCAUUGGCGCCCAACCUCGAAGGCGGCACCACUAGCUCAUUCCAUAUUGGCCGGGGAUCGCCCUCGCGUCGCCGGUCUGGACGGGGCGGCCCUAUUACACGGCCGAAAAAGUCCAAGGAGCAGAAGCAGGCUGAGAAGGAUGCUGCCGAAAAUGCCUACUUGGCCGGCCUGGACGACGACUCGAUCUACCUUACCCCGCGCGAUUCCAAGAAAGAUGGCAGAUCGAAGGAGGGCACCCCCAUGCUGCAUUUGCACUACGACAGCAAGGGUUACAACCAGAUCUACGAACAAAUUUGGCGUGAUAUUGCCCGCAAGGACAUCCCCAAGGUCUACCGCAUCAAGACCACGUCGCUUUCGACCCGUCAAGAGAAUCUGCGCAAGACUGCCCAGCUGGCUAGCAAGCAGUCGCGGAAAUGGCAGGAGCGGACUAAUAAGAGCACCAAGGAUACGCAGGCUCGUGCCAAGCGCACGAUGCGUGAGAUGAUGUCCUUCUGGAAGCGCAACGAGCGUGAGGAGCGUGAUCUGCGUCGUCUAGCAGAGAAGCAAGAGCUGGAGUCGGCUAAGAAGGCUGAGGCCGAACGCGAAGCCAACCGACAGAAGCGCAAGCUCAACUUCCUUAUCUCUCAGACUGAGCUGUACUCCCACUUCAUCGGUCGCAAGAUCAAGACCGCCGAGGCCGAAGCCACCGGAGAUGGAACUGUCGCCGGUAGUAAUGAGACUGUUCGACCUGGCAAACCCCAAGCGCACACUGUUAAUCUCCCCGACAGCGUCGCGAACUCCAAUGCCAAGGUCACCAACUUCGAAGACUUGGACUUUGAUGCCGAGGACGAAAGUGUGCUGCAACAGGCGGCCAUGGCUAAUGCUCAGAAUGCUGUACAGCAAGCCCAGGAUCGCGCCCGGGCGUUUAACAACGAAGGAGGCGAUAACCAAAUGGCUGCCUUCGAUGAGGGUGAAAUGAACUUCCAGAACCCGACCAGUCUUGGUGACAUUGAGAUCUCUCAGCCAACCAUGUUGACCGCCAAACUCAAGGAGUACCAGCUGAAAGGUCUGAAUUGGCUUGUCAACCUGUACGAACAGGGUAUCAACGGUAUCCUGGCCGACGAGAUGGGACUUGGCAAGACCAUCCAGUCUAUUUCCGUCAUGGCCUACCUUGCUGAGUUCCACAACAUCUGGGGACCUUUCCUGGUUAUCGCGCCCGCAUCGACACUGCACAAUUGGCAACAAGAAAUUGCUAGGUUUGUUCCGAACAUUAAGGUCUUGCCUUACUGGGGUAAUGCCAAAGAUCGUAAGAUUCUUCGCAAGUUCUGGGAUCGCAAGCAUAUCACCUAUACCCGUGACUCGGAGUUCCAUGUGCUGGUUACUUCUUACCAGCUCGUUGUUCUUGAUGCCCAGUACUUCCAGAAAGUCAAAUGGCAGUAUAUGAUUCUGGACGAGGCUCAGGCCAUCAAGUCCUCUCAAAGUUCGCGUUGGAAGAAUCUGUUGGGUUUCUCCUGCCGUAACCGUCUCCUGUUGACCGGUACGCCUAUUCAGAACAACAUGCAAGAGCUUUGGGCCUUGUUGCAUUUCAUUAUGCCUACAUUGUUCGAUUCCCAUGACGAGUUCAGCGAAUGGUUCUCUAAAGACAUCGAGUCCCAUGCCCAGAGUAACACGAAACUGAAUGAGGAUCAGCUCAAGCGUCUCCAUAUGAUUUUGAAGCCCUUCAUGCUUCGUCGUGUCAAGAAGCAUGUGCAACAAGAACUUGGUGAUAAGGUCGAGAAGGACAUCUUCUGUGACCUCACCUAUCGCCAGCGUGCUCUGUACGCCAACCUGCGGAAUCGUGUCAGCAUCAUCGACCUCAUUGAGAAGGCUGCUGUUGGCGAUGAUACCGAUAGCACUACGCUGAUGAACUUGGUCAUGCAGUUCCGAAAGGUCUGCAAUCAUCCUGAUCUGUUCGAGCGCGCCGAGACCAGAUCCCCCUUCUCAGUCGGACAUUUUGCCGAGUGCGCUUCCUUCAUUCGCGAAGGAUACUUCGUGGAUGUCCGAUAUUCCACCAGAAACCGGAUUGAGUACCCAUUACCUCGGCUUCUUUGCAGUUCCGCUGCUCGCCUAGAUGUACCGGGCCCCGAAAAUGAUCGUGCCGGGUUCCAAGGGAAAUACCUGUCGAACCUGAUGAACGUCUGGAACACGGAAAACAUCCAUCAGAGUGCGCGGGAGGAUGGAGCAUUCUCCUUCUUGCGAUUUAUCGAUACAUCUGCCGGAGAAGCUAGUGAAUACUCCCGUCUUGGUGUUUUCGAGCGCGCGGUGCGCCUUCGUGAUAAGCCAAACCGGCUUUCGCGUCUGAAUGUCGUCUACGGUGAUCAAGAGAAUGAGUCACUGGAAAAGUCGGUGUGGGCCCAGUCCAUGCUUAACAUCGUGGACCGCAACAAUCGGCAGGCCCUGAAUGAGAUCACGCCUGAGGGUCGGAUGCGCAGCCUGAUGAAUGUGUCUAGGUCAGCAUUUGACGACCAGGGCCUGAAUCUCAUCGAGCCAUGUGCUUCUCCUGCCGCCUCGGCGCCGCCGAUCACGGUCUCCUGCUCGGGUCAAGAGGCACAUCGCGAAACCCAGAGAACCUUGUUCAGCCCCGUCGUCCGACAGGCAUUGUUUGACACACGUACCAGACAGGUUGACGAACAGAUCAUAGCAAACAAGCUGGAUCCCGCCCCCUACUCGAAGACACCGAUGCUUCCGGAACCACUCUCGCGCAAGGCCCGCUACACCCACAUCGAAGUUCCCAACAUGCGGCGUUUCGUCACAGACUCGGGCAAGCUUGCAAAACUCGACGAGCUGCUGCGAGAGCUCAAAGCUGGUGGCCAUCGUGUUCUCUUGUACUUCCAGAUGACGCGCAUGAUCGACUUGAUGGAGGAGUACCUGACCUACAGAAACUACAAGUACUGCCGACUGGACGGGAGCACAAAGCUGGAAGAUCGUCGCGACACUGUGGCCGACUUCCAGACGAACAACGACUUAUUCGUCUUUCUGCUGUCCACUCGUGCCGGUGGUCUUGGUAUCAACCUCACAGCUGCCGACACGGUCAUCUUCUACGAUUCCGACUGGAACCCGACCAUCGAUUCCCAGGCCAUGGACCGCGCACAUCGUCUCGGUCAGACACGCCAGGUCACGGUCUACCGCCUCAUCACCCGCGGUACGAUCGAAGAGCGGAUUCGCAAGCGCGCUCUGCAGAAGGAAGAGGUGCAGCGCGUCGUCAUUUCCGGUGGUGCGGCCGGCGGCGUCGACUUCAACACCCGCGCCCGCGAGAAUCGCACCAAGGAUAUUGCCAUGUGGCUCGCAGACGACGAUGAGGCGGAACUCAUCGAACAGAAGGAGAAGGAGGCGCUUGAGCGCGGUGAAGCUUUCGGUGCUGCUAAGGGCGGGAAGAAGGCUACGCAGAAACGGAAGCGUGAGCUCACCAUGGAUGAUAUGUAUCAUGAAGGUAAAGCCCCCUGCCCAUGUUUUACUAGGGUGUCCAGAUGGUUGACUGACGAUCUCUAUUCUACAGGCGAGGGUAAUUUCGACGACGCAAGCGCUAAGCCAUCGGGCACUGCGACGCCCAUGUCAGACAACCUCGACACACCACCCGCCGCGGCCGCGGCCGCCGUACCAGCGAAGCGCGGCCGAGGACGUGGCGGAAGCAAAGCAGGCACAUCCAAACGAGCCAAAACCAUGAAGGAACGACUCCGUCUAAUCGACGGCGACGGCGGACUCACUUAA